Messenger RNA from Brassica rapa (field mustard), 4523 nucleotides. Its product is annotated as cysteine proteinase inhibitor 5-like. Gene Ontology annotation, molecular function: cysteine-type endopeptidase inhibitor activity. Lineage: Eukaryota; Viridiplantae; Streptophyta; Magnoliopsida; Brassicales; Brassicaceae. The record is from RefSeq and is a predicted model, not a curated record.
GUUUUUAGGAAUAAAACACAACUCUUGAAUUUUCUGAAUCUUGUCUCAGGAGGAGUGAUGUGUGCUCAUCGUGUAGCUGCUGACAUUGGGCUUGAGAGAAAAUCGAAGGUACUUGAUGCUGGUCUUCUUGGUAUACUUGGUUGGCUAAGGACACUCGCAUAGUUCUGAGAGUUGUGUUCCUCAAGUCCAUGAGAGCAGGACAAAAGAGCUGCACAUAUAUAUAAGAAAAAUAUUUUUCCAUAUUCAAUAUUUUUUUGUCUUUCUCUUCAUAUAUAGAUAAAAUCAAAAUUAAGGAAUCUAAUCCUAGAAUCAUGGGAAAGGAGUCUAAUUCCAACUUCCUAUGUUAAGAAAAACAUACUAGUUUAAGAACCUUAAGUCUUACAUUUGGAGAUUGAAUUUUGGUUCAGGUAUCAUCAUCAUCUGCAUGAUUCUCAUUAGAAGUAGAACCUUCCCACCAAGAAACAGGUGGUACUCCCGAGUCCGUAACCUUCGUUUGUCUACUUUAGGAUGUAUUCCAAAAAGGGUAUAAUAAGUGUUAUCUAAUGUCAAAAAAUCCAUUAGCUUUCGGAAACCCUCAUAUGAUGCAAAAUUAAUUUUAAAAUAUCUUCAUUGUUUUUUCCAACAUUUUUAUCUUUUAGUCAUAAAAACACUUCUGUUUCAUAGAUUGAGUAAUUUAUCAAUGAAUGGUCAAACCACCACUCGAGAUGGUACGCCAUUGUGAUUUAUGAUUGAAGAGAUUGAUAUAUAAAUGUGGUUACAAAACAAAAAGGUUGAACAAUAAAUUUAAAACUUAAAAUGUUCUAAAAUGUAACACUUAAUUUGAACAUGAGUCUGCGUCACGUCAAGUGGCAAGCCUCUAGUGUUAUGAGUCUGCUUAAUUUAACACUUAAUUUGGAUAUGAGUCUGCUUCACGUCAAGUGGCAAGCCUUUACUAUAAAUAAAUAACCCUAAAACCCUCUUGCCAUGACAAAUUCGAGCAAAAAAAGAAACACGGAAAAAAAUGAAUAAUAAAGCAUUUUUCUUUCUUCUCCUCUCCCUCGUCCUCCUCCCACUCUACGCGUUUGCGGUGGUGAGUGUUGGCGGCUGGAGUCCCAUCAGCGAUGUUAAGGACCCUCAUGUUGUAGAGAUCGGCGUAUUCGCCGUCUCCGAGUACGAUAAACAGAGCAAGUCAGGACUCAAGUUCGUGACAGUUGUUAGCGGCGAGUCUCAGGUAACCGCAGGUACUAAUUACCGGCUUAUGGUGACGGUGGAUGGCAGCAUAGGAGUUGCUGGCGCUGGUGUGAGCAAGAAGUACGAGGCGAUUGUAUGGGAGAAACCGUGGCUGAAAUCGAUGAAUCUCACUUCUUUCAAGCCCACCGUAUAAUGGCAUUUUCUCUGGUUUUUCCAUAUGUGACAGAUCUUAUAAAACAACAAAAAAAGAAAGAAAUUAUUGUCAGUUAAUGUAUGACUAUCUGGUUUUCAAGUUUCAUGUUGUAACGGUAAAGAAAGAGUGUGAUGCAGAUUGCAGACGAAGAAAUGAUACUAUAUUGACACAUCCGCUAAAUAUGCCGGCUAAUCUGCUAUAUAGAUUAUGGGGUCACGAGACUGUUGAGAGAUGGUAUCACUAAAUUGAAUUAUUGGAUAUCAUUUUUAUGAAAAAUAAUAGAAGGUGACACAAGAGAACAUGUGAGGGGAAGUGUCGAAGGCGUAAAGCGAACAUGUCAUUUGUCUUUUGGUCCACUUUGUAGGUCAAUUAAUGUGACCAGUAUUUUUUUUCUUGCUAAGAUAAUGUGACCAGUAUUUAAAUUAUUCAACUACCAGCUUGUCCAAAAAAAAAUCAUAAUAUCAAAUAUUUAACUAUUGAGGGUUGAUUUAUAUUUUUUUUUUCGCUCAAUAACUCCAUAUGUUAAAUUAUAUCCAUUUUGUUUCCGAAAGUAAGAUUUUCUAAAAUUUUCAUGUUUAUUAAGAAUAAAAUAAAUUUUUACAAUUUAAUUUAUAAUUUGUUUCAAUACACUUUUUAAUAAUUAUCCACCAAUAAAAUUUAAUCAAUUCAAAUAUUUAAAAUUAAUAUUUCUCAGAAGUAUACAAAAGUACCUUAAAAAUAUAAGAAAUUUAUUUUUGUGGAACAAAAAUAAACUCUAGAAAAUCUUAUUUUCGGAAAUGGAUGAAGUAUUUGGUUCCUAUAACAAAUAUCACGAGAAACUGUUAGAACAGACAUAUUAUAAAUUACAUGAAAAAAUAAGAUUUCACAUAGUUGUUUAUACUAAAGGGAUGACGUACUAUAAAUCAGCAUGGUUGUUUAUACUACAAGAGAUGAAAUAUAAGCCAAAGAAUGCAAAUUGAUUUCUAUGCAUGUUAAAAAGAUCUAGGUCAGUUUUGAAGGCCAAACAAGUAGUUGGAUCAGCACAAUUUGUCUUAAACCUUAUCGAAUACAUCAUUUUUUCGCUCAGGCUGCUCACGGCGCACAUAAGUUCUUCCAGUUAUGUGUGAAGUGUCGAUAGAUUAUGUUUCAUCCUGGGGUCUUUGGCAUGUGAAAUCCCAUGUUAGUGUUAAUAAACCAUCCCAAUCUAUUAAAUGGUCCAUGAUUAAUCUAAAAAUCAUCGACGUGGAAAGUAGGGACAGAAUAGAUCACACGGGAUAGUCUCAUGUUGCUAUGAUGCUGUGGAGUCUCCACCUCUUCUUAACAAUUUUUAUUGGUAUGCCUUCUUCCAACUACCUACUUCUAUGGGCACAAGUUGCCAAGUGCCCAUUGGUGAUAUCUUUUUGAAAAGUUUUCAUAUAUACCAAAAUGAUUUAUGUUCAAUUGAUCCCCAUAAUAAUUCCUAUAAAAACUAAAAUUAAUGUUUUGUUGUAAUCUUAUAUAAUAAAGUUGGGUUAUGCUCUCACCACAGGCUUCCACGACAUCAAGGAGAGGGGUGCUUUUCGCGACACGUGGCAUCACCUCAUUCUUCACAUUUUUUUUUUCGUUAACAAAACCUGGGACCAUUCGUCACGUAUGUUUAUGUUUUAAAUGUAUGGGCCGUUUUGCAUUUGGGCUUUUAGACAAAUGUAUGAUAAUCUUUCUGCAACGAUUUCAUCUCAAACAAAACGGAGAUGUUCACCUCUUUAAUCGCAGAGGCCUAAAAAUCUAUUCGACAACAAACACCGUCUUCCUCUUCUCCCAAACCCGAACUCCCACUGUCUGUUAGAGAUCACGAACGUAACGACUCGCCGCAACACGAAAGGUCGCAACAUAAAACGAUGUAAUUAAGCCUCUCCAUUAAUUUCUAUACACACCCAUUCUUCUACGUUACAUUUAAUUUCCUUUUUUUCCACCUAAAAACCUUCAGAGACAUCUACACUAUAAAUAAUGAGGACGCCAUGAUCAAUUUCCUCAAUGCAAAUAACCUGCAACCUUUCGUGACCUCUCAUCUCCUCUCCUGCUGUUAGAUUUAAAGUCCGGUUGUUCUCCGCUGGCGGUGGUCAUUCUCCUGAUUAAUGAAAAGUCUGUCCCCCUUAUCUUACAUUUCCUUCUUUUAAUCAGUGGCUUUGAUGUUACGAGAAGCAACCACCGUUUCAAACUUUCAGAUUCAUCCAUAGGUAUUCGCUUCACCUAAUCGUAAUUACAUAGAAUCUUAAUCCAACACUACGGAGCUUUUUAGGUUCUGAUGAUAUGGAUAAUUCAUGGCACUUACAAAUACAGAAAACAGAACUCUUUUUUCCUUUUUUUAUGAAUCUCCAAUAAAGAAGAGAAUCUGUGUGUUAUACAAUCAUGAUUGAUCUUCUACAGGUUUAAGUUAUUUGCAUUCAGAUAGAUUCGUUCAUUGCUAUAUGAGAACAGAGUACAUGCUUUUGGAUUAGCAGAAGAAUCUAAGAAUUGCUGAUUUUGGAGUGGCUAGAGUUACUUAGAAUCCAAAGGACAUGGUUGGAGAAACUGGUACUCUUGAAUACAUGGCCCCGUAGGUAACAGAGAAACAUAACUCAUACGUUAAAGAUUGCUUAUCAUGGGUUCAAAAACUCUUUUGGUGUGCGUAAUAAUGAAACUUGUGUGGUUAGGUUCUUCAUGAUAAAGCCAUACAACAGAAGAUGCAAUGUUUAUAGCUUUGGGAUAUGUUGUGGGAGAUUUAUUGUUGUGCUACUCCAUCCUGAUCUCGCCUUUGCUGAUGUUAUUUCUGCUUUUGUUCAGGUAAGUCAAACUUAAGAUGCAUCCCUAUUUAUAGCAUUUUGAUAUCUUUGGUUCUUAUCGGGUUAAAAUGGUUUUUGGCUUUGUAGGGUUAAUAGAGAAAAUGAAACAGCCUAUCGAUUUGCAAUUCGGUUUUAGUUUCCUGCUCUGAUUGAUGCAGUGUUGGUCAUGUGUUUGGUUUGGUAUUAGUCUAUUUGAGUUGAAUUCAAGUUGGCUUGGUUAGAAAUAACGUUAAGAUUACUCUUUCUACGAAUAUAAAAUGGUUUAGUUGAUAUAAUAUUUUAUGUAAUAUGACUAUUAGAUUCGGAUGUGUUUUUUUUUCCUAAGAUUGUGUUGAUGGUUUAGAUUUUGGCAAAAUUAAUAACAAAUUAUCUUCAAUUGA